AUCAAACCCCACCUUCCAACCAUCAUAUAAACACUCACGCACGCUCUAAACUGAUGAACACAAAUAGAUUUGAAGUUUGAGCCGAUCAAAGUUAGUACGUUCGUUUCUGCAGUGAACACCCAACAUCCUCUGCUCUAGCAUCCAUGGCUUGCAAACGCCUCCUGCUCGUGAUCGGGGUCGUCGCCGUGGCGGGCGCGGUCGCAUCUGGCGCGCCGCCUCCGCAGCCGGCGCGCAUCCAAGCGGACGUCGUUGUGACGGGCUUCGUGCCCUGCAACAACGGCACGUCCAUGAGAACGGGCUCUGCUCCGGGGUUCCCAGGCGCGCUGGUGGAGCUGCAGUGCACAGGCGACGGCGCCGCCAGCGCCUUGGCGGCGAACGCGACGACGGACGGCAAGGGGUGGUUCCGCAUGGCGGUGAACACGACGGUGGCGCCGUCGAGCGUGGCGAGCAGCUGCAGCCUCGUGGUGGAAACCCCGCUGGUCGCCUGCGACGCGACGCUCCCGGCCGCCGGGACGCUCCGUUCCGGCCUCCGGCGGCUCGUCAGCAUUGUCUUCUUCCCGCGUGGUUUCUCCUACGUGGCGACGUCGGCCGAUGAUUCGCCAGCUGCUUAGUUUCAUCGAGUCGGCGAGUGGGUAUCGCAUUGUAGCCGUCACAAAAAGCGACGGACGACCAAAGCAGUAUAGGUGGAUGGGUUGUGUCAUAUCGCCUGCAGAGCUAAAUACUUCCCUACCUUCCAUCCUUGAAUAUAAUAAAUUAAAUUCGGA
Sorghum bicolor (sorghum) is the source of this 764-nucleotide messenger RNA. RefSeq names its product phylloplanin. The transcript is spliced from 2 exons. NCBI's taxonomy places the organism in Eukaryota, Viridiplantae, Streptophyta, Magnoliopsida, Poales, Poaceae. The record is from RefSeq and is a predicted model, not a curated record. The coding region runs from base 144 to 611 and encodes 155 amino acids.